Molecule: messenger RNA, 2277 nt
Organism: Podarcis muralis (Common wall lizard)
Lineage: Eukaryota; Metazoa; Chordata; Lepidosauria; Squamata; Lacertidae
Gene: PPM1M
Product: protein phosphatase, Mg2+/Mn2+ dependent 1M
Biological process (GO): protein dephosphorylation
Cellular component (GO): mitochondrion
Molecular function (GO): [pyruvate dehydrogenase (acetyl-transferring)]-phosphatase activity
Source: RefSeq, a predicted model, not a curated record
CGGGGCUUCUCAGUUGGCUUCGGGAGAGGCGAGGGAGCGGAUCUCUUGUCCCUUUCGCUUCAUGUCUUCGGACUGGUUCAAGAGGCGCUUCUUGAGCGCGGCGAGCCGAGGGAAAGGCGCUCCGCAGCAGCAGCGGCCAACGGAGGAAGGAGACACACGGCCACAUCCGCAGCUCCCCCGCUUGCCGUACAGGCGGCCCAAACUCCUGCGCGGAGCUGCCUCGGCCGGGGAGAGGCAGCCUGGCAAGCGCCCCGUCGCCUGCCCGCCGCGAGACAAGCCCCUCCAGUGGAACGCGGGCUAUGCAGAAACCAUCAACGCAGAAAAAUCAGAAUUCAAUGAAGACCAAGCAACAUGUUGUCAUAUCUCUAUCAGAAAGAGGGAACAUGGCAAAGAAGAGGACCAGGAGUGGCUGAUUCUGUGCACUACUGAGUAUCUGACUGGCCACUACUGGGCACUGUUUGAUGGUCAUGGUGGACCAGAAGCAUCUAUCUUGGCCUCCAACUACUUGCACUGUUGCAUCAAGCAGAAAUUGGAGGAUGUGGUGGAAGGCAUCACUCAAGACCGUCCCCCGAUGCACCUCAGUGGGCAGUGCGUUUGCCAAAGUGACCCACAGUUCGUGGAAGAAAAACAAAUUCGGCAGGAGGAUGUGGUAAUUGGAGCACUGGAGAAGGCCUUCCAGGAAUGUGAUGAUGUAAUUGGUCAAGAGAUGGAAGCUACUGGCCAAUCAGGAGGUUGUACUGCACUAGCUGCACUUUACUUGCAGGGAAAGCUCUAUGUGGCAAACGCAGGUGACAGCAGGGCACUCCUUGUUCGAAAACAAAGCAUUGUCCCCCUGAGUACUGAAUUCACUCCAGAAACAGAGAGGCAGAGAAUCCAACACCUGGCUUUCAUGUACCCAGAGCUUCUGGCAGAUGAAUUCAUACGGUUUGAGUUUCCAAGGAGAUUGAGAGGAGAUGAUGUGGGCCAGAAGGUCCUUUAUCGAGAUUACUCAAUGGAAGGCUGGGGAUACAAGACGGUAGCAAAAGAUGACCUCAAGUAUCCUCUUAUCCAUGGACAUGGAAAACAGGCUCGCUUGCUAGGCACCCUGGCUGUUUCACGAGGCCUGGGAGAUCAUCAGUUGAGAGUUAUUGAAACAGACAUUGAAAUCAAGCCUUUCCUGUCCUGCAUUCCAAAGGUUGAAGUAUUAGACUUUGCCAAACAAAACAUCAAGGAAGGCGAUGUCCUCAUCAUGGCAACUGAUGGCCUUUGGGAUGUUAUGUCCAAUGACGACGUGGCUCAUAUUGUCAGGAAUUUUGUCCAGGAGAACACAUCUGACCCAUACAGGUUUACAGAACUAGCCAAGUGCCUGGUGCAGAAAGCAAGGGGAAAGAAGGAUGGAUACUACUGGACUAUGGGCAGUAACAGGCCUGCUUCUUAUGAUGACAUUUCUGUGUUUGCGAUUCCACUGUACAACAGUGGAAUUACAAACACAGUUCUGAACACCCCAUGACUACUGAGCAAGUUAAUUAUGGUAUGAUGGUAUUAUUGCUAUUAGUGACACCAUUUCCAGCUGCUGUGUGGAAAAACAACAACUUUUCACUGUCAUUGGAAAGCAAAUGCAGAAAACGCAACUUGUACAGUUUUGGUGUCAUUCCCUUGGGGCAGCUGUAAAGUCCCACUUCCUUAAAGAAGCUUUUCUAACUCAGUAAGUGGAGCAAGAUGGAAGCUUCCCUCUGGACUUUCUUUUGCAAUAGCAUUAGUAUCAAAGAAAUGGCCUGCUGCCACUAAUGUGAACUUAAUCCAUUUUAUUCUUAAAUGGGAUUUUAGCAGCAACUUUGUAUAUCUUACAAAAUGUACCAAGCUAAACAGCUUCUAUCAUGGCUCACAGAAGUUACAGCAAGAUGUUAAGCUACAUCAAUACACUGAAAACAUGACCACAAACCACUAACUGAAAGUCCCAGUGCUUUUCAUGCAAUAAUUCUGUACAGGGGUUUGCCCAGUCUUUUAAUGGAAUCUGUAUUAAAUACAGUGUUUACCAAGUUUCGCCUCAAAACUUCAAGCUGAAGCUGAGGUACUGGUACGUGGUGAGCACUUUUUUUAUAAAAAAAAUUGUUUUUAGGUCAGACAAGCUUGUAUUUUGUUUAUAAUUUUGUAUAUUGUUGUGACUUAAACAUGGUUAUUUUUAAAUGCAAUAAAACAUCUAGUUUUUAUUUUAAAAUAAAUGGUACAACUUUAUUCAAGUUGACAGAUAUACCCUGCAGUAAAACUCAGCAUAAAAAACACCAAAUUGAGAAUCCA